Messenger RNA from Sesamum indicum (sesame), 1652 nucleotides. RefSeq names its product triacylglycerol lipase OBL1. Gene Ontology annotation, biological process: lipid metabolic process. The record is from RefSeq and is a predicted model, not a curated record. Lineage: Eukaryota; Viridiplantae; Streptophyta; Magnoliopsida; Lamiales; Pedaliaceae. Gene Ontology annotation, molecular function: triacylglycerol lipase activity.
UAAUCAAGUCCUUAAUUUUCUAAUACAACACGACUAACCCAAACCCUAUUAAAAAAGACUUCCACAUGCACGCAUCGCACCAUCUUCUGAUUUAACAACUCAUCAAACACAUUCUUGCAUUGCUUUCAAGCUACAGCCAUGGCCGACGAAGUCCAGUUCUGCCAAAACUAUCUGUUGAUAAAGCCUGAACAAGCCAGCUGCUUUGAUUUGUUAAGAUUAUUAUGCUCGAAAACUUUAGAGAAUAGGGACUUUUUCAGAACUCCGGUGGAAGCCGAGGCGGUUCGUUUUCGCCGGAGAUGGAUUGUUUUCAUCUCUUUGUUGGUCCAGAAAGUGCUGCUUUGGUUGAAGAGACCGUUGGCGGCGGUGGGGGAUGCGGUGGAGCUGUUGCUGAAUUAUCCGGCAGCCAAUGGUGGCUACCUCCGCCUGCUCUUCAAUCUUCUCACAGGGAGGUUGGUGAGGCCAGAUAAAUCAUCAGCAGGCUUCAUAUCAGUGGUUGGAUACACUGACAAGAGAUGGAAUUUGGACAGAAGCAUUAGGAAUCAUGAAAAAUACAACGCAUCCCUGGCUAUUAUGGCUUCCAAAUUAUCCUACGAGAAUGAAUCCUUUGUCCGAAAUAUCGUCACACAUCAUUGGCAGAUGGAGUUCGUGGAGUUCUACGACUUUUGGAAUGAUUUCCAGGAACUAAACACGACUUAUGCGAUGAUGUUCCGAGACAAAAACGUGAAUCCCAACCUAAUCGUCGUAGCCUUCCGAGGCACGGAGCCUUUCGAUGCCGACGCAUGGCGAACGGACGUCGACAUAUCGUGGUACGAGUUUCCGGGCGUCGGAAAGAUCCACGGCGGGUUCAUGAAAGCCCUAGGUUUACAAAAAUCCACAGGUUGGCCGAAAGAAAUCCCUCCGGGCCCGGCCGGAAAAUCGUUUGCCUACUACACCAUCAGGGAGCGGCUGAAAACCCUAAUCCAUGAGAAUGGAGACGCAAAAUUCAUACUGACAGGGCACAGCCUGGGAGGGGCACUAGCAAUUCUGUGCGCUAGUGUUCUUGCAAUACACCAAGAGGAACUGCUGCUACAGAGAUUGGAGGGAGUGUACACUUUCGGACAGCCAAGAGUGGGGAAUGAGCAAUUCGGGGAGUAUAUGAAGGGCAAAAUGACGUCGUAUGAUGUGAAGUAUUUUAGGUUUGUGUAUUCCAACGACGUGGUGCCUAGGUUGCCAUAUGAUGAUAAGACCUUCAUGUUCAAGCAUUUCGGCCCGUGUCUGUACUUCAACAGCUGCUACAAAGGCCAGGUUUUAGAGGAGGAACCGAACAAGAACUACUUCUCGGUGCUUUACGUUGUACCCAAGAUCUUAAACGCAGUUUAUGAGUUGAUUAGAAGUUUCAUCUUGCCCUGGAGAAAGGGCGAGGAGUACAAAGAAGGAUGGGUAAUGAAAUUAUUUAGGGUAGCAGCUUUGGUAGUCCCAGGUUUAAUCAAUCAUUUACCAGUUGAUUAUGUUAAUCUCACUAGGUUAGGGAAAUUACCCUCAUCCAUUCAUCUUCAGGGACAGGGACCAAAUCAAAAUCUCAAACAUGACUAGACUGCACACACAAAUUGCUCCCUUCAAGUUUAAAUUAUAUAUUUUGUGUUGCUUGCUCUGUAUAUUAAAUAAAGGUACUU